Messenger RNA from Colletotrichum abscissum, 1428 nucleotides. RefSeq lists its product as uncharacterized. Lineage: Eukaryota; Fungi; Ascomycota; Sordariomycetes; Glomerellales; Glomerellaceae. The transcript is spliced from 8 exons. Bases 1 to 1428 code for a protein of 475 amino acids. The record is from RefSeq and is a predicted model, not a curated record.
AUGGAGCAGGGCAUUCAGAGAAUCGACUACCGCCUCCUUCAAGGCUGCUGCCUCGAAGCUGAGCGCGCCGACAUUCUAUCGGUGAGCCUUGAAGGGCUCCGCAUGGCUCUUCCUGAGGCUUAUGGAGGCACCAUCACCAGUCUUGUUGACGAGAUACGGAGGUCUGCGAGGAAGCUGAGAGACUUGGCGGACCGAUCGCAGAUGCAUUUCACCAGGGUACCAAUUUUGCUCAACUACCUCGACGUCAUACUUCCGUGUUAUUCCAAGACACUUCGCGACAUGACCGGCUUUUACGAAGAUCGAACCGUAAGCAAGGAUAUGCGAUGGCGAAGGAUGUACCACAAGAUGACACAGGAGGCCAGUGGCCUGCCAUUACCUCAGCGGUUCAUGCUCUACAACUGCUUUUUAGAGUCGACACUCUUUGACCUAAAUGGCCUAGAGACGCUUCGAACUAGGAUAAUCAAGUUGAGAGAAGCAAGAGGACUCCCUACGCCAACAACCCAAAUCGGGCCUGUCCUUCGACCAGAGGUUAUGCUCAGACCAACACCUCAGGAUCCGACAUUACACUGGGCAGAGCAGAUCUUCUCUCUUCCGCUCACCUCCCGAACGGCUUUGAAGCACAUCAGACCAUCGACAGCUUAUGGUCCUUUCCAAACGUGGGGACAGCUGAAUAUUCCCAAACAGGUCAAGAUGCUGUUCAGAAGACCGUUCGACGAGGAUCGCCUUGCGUUGAUGACCUAUCUAAAUCAUGUCAACGAGACCCCCUACUUUCUCCUCCGGACAUAUCAUUUGGGGGGCCAGUGGUUCUCACUACUUGGUACCCACGAAAUCUUCAUGAGGCGGGAGGGCAGUGCCUUACUACUAGACCGAUACAGUCAUUCGCAGAUGGGCGUCAAACUAUGGGCAUCUCUCUACUUCAAGACAUGGGAGGAAUUGGUCUUAUUCCACUGCACGUUCGUCUCUCUCAAGGCUCGAAAUAUCUUGACGAGCAGAAUGAGUCCAAGGGAGUUCAAGCUCGGUAGUGAAUCCCGACUGUUCCAGGCCCAAAUCCGUGAUGAUGGCUUCAAGCAUUCUCUCAUCGUCUACCGCGACCUCGUCACCCAAGGUCUUCGUCUCCAAGCUUCAGUGUGGGAUGGCGAACUCAAGAGUUGUCCAGUUUGGACCGCUUUCGUCACCCACCAAUCCGCCUCUCCGACCUGGCUCGUACGCAAAUCAGAUCACCGCAUCUGGCUCAAAGACGUCCAGCUUUACGUCUUUUGCCAACAGUACCAUCAGCAGAACCAGAGGAAAGGAUCCUCCGCCGGCGCCUUUGAGAUCGAAUUUGUAUCCGAUAUGGGCGCGACGCGGUUCAUCGAGGAAAUACAGUCGCAGGCGGAUCCCUCCGAGGCAUCUACAGACACCAUGGAAGCCAUCGAGGACGCCAAAUGA